Aspergillus eucalypticola CBS 122712 is the source of this 614-nucleotide messenger RNA. RefSeq lists its product as uncharacterized. Bases 215 to 535 code for a protein of 106 amino acids. The transcript is spliced from 2 exons. The record is from RefSeq and is a predicted model, not a curated record. Lineage: Eukaryota; Fungi; Ascomycota; Eurotiomycetes; Eurotiales; Aspergillaceae.
AGAGCGAUGACUCCCUGAACCGCCUUGCCCAGCGUGACGGCUACGUCCGCAACGUCUGGACCGCUGCCCGUCAGCGCUAAGCUCUCUUUCCUCCUUUGUUUGAGAGAGUGACGUGCGGUGUUGGGAUGAAUUUGGAAGUGGGUGGUUAUUGAUGAUGGAUGAAGAUAUUUAACUAUAUCUCCAACAACAAAAAGGGAAUCCUUUUCACAAUGAAAUGAAAAAACUUUUCUUAACUUUUUCCAUCAACAAUUCAAUUUCUAUCCUGCUUUCCAUUUUUAUUCCCUUCUUAUCAUAUCUCGGGUUGGAGCAGCCUUCAUCUCUCUUCUUGGGGUGCCCUUUCCUUUUCCUUUCUCGUCUGGUACGGAGUACUGUUGUAGCAAGCACACACACACACACACACACACACACUAGAUAUCAUAUCUUAUCAUCGGCACAUCAAGGCUUCCUCACUCCCCCCCAAAUAAACCCCCGAGAAGAGAAAGCAGAAGAAGGGAACCGUCAUCUGGAUUCCUCUUCUGUUCUUUCUUUUCUCUAGGUCAGGGGACAUCCCAUGAGUCAGGAGGUAGACAAGUAAAAAAAACACGCACAUCCACCGCCGAAUAUUACGCUUUACC